This is a messenger RNA of Drosophila elegans, 704 nucleotides long. RefSeq names its product zinc finger protein 706-like. The record is from RefSeq and is a predicted model, not a curated record. The coding region runs from base 190 to 423 and encodes 77 amino acids. The transcript has 3 exons. Lineage: Eukaryota; Metazoa; Arthropoda; Insecta; Diptera; Drosophilidae.
CCAUCUGGUCACAUUCAACCCUGGCUGCGAAACAAAACUCAACAAAUUAACAAAUUUCUAAGGCUAAACGUCAACAAUUUCGGGUACCAAAUCAAAUAGUAUCUAGACAACGAAUUAGACCUUAAUCGAAGGGCUAAACCACUUGCAUUUCCAGAGGCGACUUAAUAUAAACGGGUUUAUAAGCGAGAAAUGGCACGCGGACACCAGAAGAUCCAGUCGCAGGCGAAAGCCUCCGAGAAACAGGCCAAAAUAAAGAAGCAGCAGGGACACAGCGCCAACGACCAGAAGAAGGCGGCCCAGAAGGCACUCGUUCAUGUGUGCGCCGUUUGCAAGUCGCAAAUGCCUGAUCCCAAGACAUACAAGCAGCAUUUCGAGAACAAGCAUCCCAAGAACGACAUGCCCGAGGAGCUGAAGGAUGUCUGAUGGCCGACUCGACCGUGUGCGUACAUAAAUAUAUCAAGCUGAACGAGAUCGACGAGUUGCCUGCCGCUACGAAACCUUUGCAACAAUAACUUUACUUCUUCAGCCCGAGCAACAAACCCGCAAUUUAGACGAAGAGGCCGCAUUAAACUUAAAACAUAAUUGCCAAUGCAAAGGGCACAGCUGAAUUUUGUAUAUACACAAUGCUGAUUUUUGGUUAAUACAUUGAAAAUAACACAUGGCCAAAUGGCUACCACAAUACAAAACAACAUACGACAUAGCAA